AUGGUGAUCGACUUUAGAACUUCAAAUACAUCUUCUUCUUCUUCUUGGUGGCUCAGAGGCAAGGUCAUAGGCAGAGGCUGCUUCGGCACCGUUAACCUCGCCGUCAACAAAUCCAACGGCGAUCAUAUCUUCGCCGUUAAAUCCGUUGGUCUUACCACUUGUAUCCCACGUCAGCUCGACUCGUUGGAAAACGAAAUCCAUAUCCUUCACUCUGUCUCAUCACCACACAUCGUGAGGUUCCUUGGCGAUGACGUGACCCAUGAAGAAACCGGGUCGUUCAGAAACCUUCAUCUUGAGUACAUGCCACGUGGAACUCUCGCUGACGUAGCGGGUCAAGACCUUGAAGAAGAUCUGAUCCGACGGUUCACGUGGUGUUUGGUCUCCGCGUUGAAAGACGUUCACACGUGCGGUUUUGCCCACUGCGAUGUGAAGGCAACCAACGUUCUACUUGGAGAAGAACCCGGUUCUGCUAAGCUCGCCGAUUUCGGUUCCGGUUUAGAUAUUCAAACAGGGUGCGAUGCUCAUAUGCUGCCACGUGGCAGUCCUUUGUGGAUGGCGCCGGAGGUCGUUCGAGGCGAAUGUCAAGGCCCCGAGAGCGACGUGUGGUCUCUCGGCUGUACGAUCAUCGAGAUGGUCACCGGAAAACCGCCGUGGAAUGACGUCGGAGCUGAAACUCUGAGAGUGAUCGGAUUCUCCGACGAGUUACCGAAGUUUCCGGCGAGGUUAUCGGAAACCGGCAGGAGCUUUCUGGAGAAAUGUCUGAGGAGAGAUCCGAGUGAGAGAUGGAGCUGCGAUCAGCUGUUGCGACAUCCUUUCCUCUCGUAUUCUGCUUUGUCGGAAUCUCCGCGGCAUGUUUUGGACUGGGUCGACUUGGAAGAAGAAGAAGAAGCAGUGGUGAGUGAGUCAGUGCCCGAGUCGAGUUUCGCCAGGGAGAGGAUCGGUACUUUAGCGAGGAGUAGAGGGGUAAUUUGGGAAUCUGAUGGUUGGUUGGUGGUUAGAGGUUCGGAGACACGUCAGCUUGUUCCUGAUUCUUCAUGUACGGAACUGGUAACGGUGAGGAACUCGAGAAGUUCAUUGUGUAGUUGUCAGCCACCGUGGCAAAUAGUUAAAGUGGAGAUGACGUUUUGUCCAAUCAAUGUUGGAUAUCUGUGGUGGCAAGAUUGUAAAUACGUGAAAGCUAAACGUACGGACGUGAAUGUACCGCCGCAAUGUUGCGGUUGUGGUGUGUCUCAGAACACGGGUUUGGAUAUAGCCGACUUAGCGAUAAUAGUCGCAUGUAGUAUGUUAUUUUCUACAGAGAAGAUGACGAGCACUGAGCCAGAGCACGAGCACCGGGAAGAGGAGGCCGAAGUACACGAUGAUGAGGACACUGGAGCUCAGAAAGCUCCGCCGAUCUUCAGGCUUGAGGAAGUUGCAGUCACCACCGGCGAGGAAGAUAAAGUCGCCGUCCUCGAAAUGUUAUGUACUCAUUCUCUUGCUCCGUUUUGUAUAAUCUCUCAUAUGAUAUCUGAUCCUCAAGAAAUCGAAGCUUAAAGAAGGGAAACAAUGGAAGGAGAGAGGAGCUGGAACUGUUAAGCUGCUGAAGCAUAAGCAUACUAGCAAGUUUCGUCAGGGAUGACGAGUGUUCAAUUUGGGAAUGACAAGUCGUGUUUGUGGCACGCUACUGAUUUUUCAGACGGCGAGUUGAAGGAUGAGCUCUUCUGCAUAGGUUUGCGUCUAUUGAGAGUAAGUGUACUUGUAGAAUCUUUGAGUUUUUAUCCAUUAGGUUUAGCCAUCACCGUCCUGUUUUGUGAUCGGAGAUGUAUAUGUUCAAGUAGUAAUCUUCUGCAUUAGAUUUGCGUCUAUUGA
Molecule: messenger RNA, 1848 nt
Organism: Eruca vesicaria subsp. sativa (arugula)
Lineage: Eukaryota; Viridiplantae; Streptophyta; Magnoliopsida; Brassicales; Brassicaceae
Source: the annotation of a GenBank genome assembly